This is a messenger RNA of Eublepharis macularius, 2209 nucleotides long. RefSeq names its product RAB, member of RAS oncogene family like 3 (gene RABL3). The record is from RefSeq and is a predicted model, not a curated record. Gene Ontology annotation, cellular component: endomembrane system. Gene Ontology annotation, molecular function: GTPase activity. Gene Ontology annotation, biological process: intracellular protein transport. NCBI's taxonomy places the organism in Eukaryota, Metazoa, Chordata, Lepidosauria, Squamata, Eublepharidae. The transcript has 8 exons. Bases 53 to 769 code for a protein of 238 amino acids.
GUCGGCGGUGCUUGUUGACUAGAGGUGGUGGCGGUUGGUGUGUGGAGGGGAGAUGGCUGCCUUGGAGAGGGUGAAGGUGUUGGUGCUGGGGGAUUCAGGUGUCGGGAAGUCAUCCCUUGUUCACCUUUUGUGUCACAAUCAAAUGUUGGGAAAUCCGUCUUGGACUGUGGGCUGCUCUGUAGAUGUCCGAAUUCACGACUACAAAGAAGGCACUCCAGAAGAAAAAACCUACUACAUUGAAUUAUGGGAUGUUGGUGGCUCAGUGGGCAGUGCCAGUAGUGUGAAAAGCACCCGGGUUGUGUUCUACAAUUCAGUCAAUGGCAUCGUUUUAGUACAUGACUUAACCAACAAGAAGUCCUCCCAGAACUUGUACCGGUGGUCUUUGGAAGCUCUCAACAGAGAUGCAACUCCAUCAGGAGUCCUGGUCACAAAUGGGGAUUAUGACCGGGAGCAGUUUGCUGAUAACCAGAUCCCACUGCUUGUCAUAGGGACCAAACUGGACCAGAUCCCAGAGUCCAAACGCAAUGACGUCUUGACCAGAACUGCCUUUCUUGCUGAGGAUUUCAGUGCGGAAGAAAUUAAUCUGGACUGCACCAGUCCACGCUACUUGGCUGCUGGCUCCUCCAAUGCUGUCAAACUCAGUCGAUUCUUCGAUAAGGUCAUAGAGAAAAGAUACUUUUUACGAGAUGGGAACCAGGUAUAUAUUUCUGGCUUCUCAGAGAGAAAAAGAUUUGGAGGGGGGUUUACAAAGAGUCUCCACUACGAUUGACCAUCUUUUGCCAUGAAGAGACUGUGGGAAAUAAUUUAUCUUGCUUUUUACUACAACAUUCCUUUCUGCAGCCGAUGCCUGGGCUAAACCAAAUCAGAUUCUGUAGCACAUAAAGUAAGAAGAUAGUUGAAAUACAAGUGCUCAUGAACAUAAGACAGGAAGACUUAUUCCCAGAUCUCGUUUGGGGACCAGGCACUUGGUUUUGGUCCUUUGAGACAUCAUGUCUAAAAACCACUGUAUUUUCCAGUACCGCUGUGAGACAUGCUUUCAUGCCAAAGUGUAGCAUGUUUUUCUUGGAACUUGAAAGAUUUACGAAUCCACAACCCUGCUGUAUAGAAAUCUAAAACUAACCCAGGAAUUAAAGGUUUACAGGGAAUGAAGCUUUCUUCUUUACUUAACAAUACCCCAGUUGAGGCUGUGCCAUUGAUUGUAAUAGGGAAAAAACUAGGCUGAAAAUAAACAGCAAAAAAAAUGCUAUCAGUAAUUAACCCUGCUCUCCCUCAAUUGGCUGACUUUUGCAGUGCCACUCUGGGCGGAGCUGCACCCUUCUAAGCCCAUUAACGUCUAAGGACUCACAGUGAAAUCCGAAGCAGAGUUACUCCAGUCUAAGCAUAUUGAUUUCAGUGGGCUUAGACUGGAAUAACUCUGCUUAGGAUUUCACGGUUAGAAGGGUGUAACUUUGCUUGGAGAGGCACUGCUAGCUAUUAAACAAGCAUGUUCCUAAAACCAAGGUUUCGGAUUUUAAACGUGUUUUCUUUGUUAGCUGUACUUUCUCUUUAGGACAGGGAACAGUUAAUAUGAUACUGCCAUGCUCUGCAGGAGAUCAAGAGGAGCCAAUGGGAUGCUCAGGGUGUAGCUGGGCAAAAGAUAUAAAAUCAGUCAAGAGAACUCAGUUUGGCAGCGAGGGACACCUUGCCCAGUUAAUUGGGCCUCUAAUCAUAAUUGAAGCAUAUGAAUAUAAGAGACUGAUUUGUUUGGAUCAGAUCUUGGAAGGCAGAAAAUCAGAGGGGAAAGCUACUUUCUCUCGCUGAAGAGUUGUAGCAGUAACUGCUUCUUCUUGUGGACAUUCUGUUACCCUGAGAAAUCCAUGGCCCAGUUCUGUUGUUAUGCAUGAACUGAGGGCAUGUGAUGGGGCCGCCAAAGAAAAAUGCUUCCUGAACCAGUUUUCCCAUCACCGGAAUAAGUCAGAAGAAGGUGGUACUGCCGAAAGAGCUUGUGUACAAAAGCCUCCUGAGGCAUUCUGUGGUCACAGCAGGAGUAGCAGCAACAGUCGCAUCUCCCUUGGUGUUUUGGUGUUUUCUUCCUAUCAGCAACUGGGAAUCUGUUCUGGAAUUCUGCCCCCAUUUGGACAAUCUCUGUCUGCUGCUUCUGGAUAAAUGAAGUGUUGUGUUAUGCAGUCAUCUCUGGGAAUCAUUUAUUUUAAAAUGAACGCCCCCCCCC